Physcomitrium patens is the source of this 3995-nucleotide messenger RNA. RefSeq lists its product as uncharacterized. The record is from RefSeq and is a predicted model, not a curated record. Lineage: Eukaryota; Viridiplantae; Streptophyta; Bryopsida; Funariales; Funariaceae.
AAAAGGCGACUCGGUGUGAACACUAAUUCCGCGGCGUGGCAUGGCAAGCCCGCCACCGCUCUGACAAACUCAUAGGAACGGGAAAGGUUAGCAUCGGAGGUGGGUCGAAGGUGGCAGCAAUGCGGCGCAACCAUGUCAUUGACUUUUAUCCAACUCGCUGUGGCUGCGGUGACGACUCUAGCCGUGACGAGUCGGGCCGGGUGGUGCCAAUGCAACGCCCAUGAUUCUUUAGCCGAGGAUGUCCUCAUGGGCGGGCUUGGCGCCCCUGGGGGGCUAGAGCCAGUCUUCGGACUCAGAUUUGACGCGCCACACUCACAGCUGGCGGUACUGUUUAUGCGGGAUUGGCGGGGCCAUUUCCACCUGGUUGGGUGCCUGCUGGUGUGCGUCGUGGUUGGAUUCGCGGCCGUGAGGGAGUGCGGAACUCAUCACUCGUGCAGGUAGCUCGAAUUUCGGUGAAUGCUUCGUGAAGGAGGACGGUUCAGCGGGCGGGAUGUAGCGAUUCAGAGAUGGUCUGGAACCCAUGGGCCUGUGGGCAUUCUGGAAUUCGCGCUUGGUGAUCGGUAGAGUAUGGGAGGUCGGAGUUCAUCGUAGCUUUUGAGUGAUGCCUGUUGUGAGGAUGCUCCCGUGUUGAGAAGGUGCACCCUUGCCGACACAAUGCCGGUAGCUUUACUUGUUCUCGGGGUAGCGAAACGCUAAUAUGGUGCUUGUUUUGACGAAUCGAGCUCGGGGCCAUUGAAGUUGAUGCCGGAAUUCUUCCGUAUCUGCAGUCGAGGUAGUGAGAAUAGGUAGCCGGAAACAUGUUCCAAACGUUUGCAACAGUUUGGGUAGGCGGAUUCAUUGAAUUGUAUAGUGUACAGUUGAGUUGGAUUUGAAGAACGUUUGCAGUUUCUGAAAAAUAUGGUGCAUGAUUGCAAUGGAGAUCUCUAGUGCUAUGGUGACCCCCACGUGUGAAUAGUCCGAGUAUUUCUUUUCGCUUCAUCGAUAAUUGUGUCCGUUUCCAGUGUCGGAACUACCUCAGAGUUUCCUUGCGGUUCGCUGCCCGAUGAAAUUACAUCAUUCGAUGUGGAUUGCAUCCUCGUACUCUCGGAGGCGUCUGAAAGUGUGGCAUUGAAGCAGUACCUUCAAGCAUUCUUCUAGAAAGUGGAGUUUGUAUUGCUACCUGAAAAGACGCGUGAAGGUGAAUGUAAGAUCAUGUUUAUAGUCGAAACUAUGAAGACACUUUUUGUUGCAAGAUCAUCCUUAGGCACUAGGAGGAUGAAUUUAUAACAACGCUGGUCGAUCGACCAUCACCGUAGGAGCGUUACCUCUGUCAUACCUUUGUAAUGAAGCUUCUUUCUCACUUAACGCAACGUCAUGAGAAGAUUUUUGUAAAAUAGCAAGAACGUAUCAGCUGGAAUGAGUACAGAGGAAUAAGAUAUGGCUAGUUGUUGGAGUGAUAGCCGGUUACACAAGGGUGUGAAGUCACAUCUCGGUGUGAUGGACACGGAUGAAGUGUGGAAAAUGAAACAACGUGAAGGAAUGGGCAGGAAACCGGUUCGCAAAUCAAACAAAGACGACUAUUCCAAAGCCAAGGGUAUUGCUUCUUUGACCGGAAGAUCGUAUCCAGUAAACCUGAUGUCGGUAGUGAGCCGAGGAGCUUCUGGUAACGAGGAAAAAGCUUAUGAAUCUAUGCAGUUUCAGCUGGACUUUAAAGCAAGUUUGAUGGGAGUCCAUAUAUAUGACGAAGAAGGUGAGUUUUUUAGUAGACAGUCGUCUAUGUCAUCUCUGAUAUCAGAGAAAAUCCGAUCAGGAAUGGCCUGCAUAUCUUGUGGAAGCGAAGGGCAGCAAGGACAUUUGAUUGAUCCACGUGGUAAUAAACGUGGAGUGACAAUUGUUGCCACAUCUAUCAUGUCUCAUGCUGGUGUAAGAGAGCAGAGUGGCAAACCUCUAGGUGAUAAUGGCAGUCGUCGGGACGUGAAAGGGACCGCAUCGCGUCCGGAGAAAUCGAAAGCUGCGAGUGGUACGAUAUAUCCCUCUCCACAAAUUGGAAGCGAUACCAACAGCAGCAUUCUCAAUCCGAAACAUUUAAAUACUGCUGAUGCAAGAGCAACUGGGAAAAGGCGCCCAGGUGACAGAACUCUUGGGCAGCUAUUAGGUAAAUCAAGCUUUGAUGGAGGGGUAGAGGCGGCGCAAAUAUGUUCCCGCUACCACCAACGAACUCAAAGCAGUGCUGAUAUUGCAGCUAAGAAUGACAAAUGUUCUCCGGGAAGCUGGGUUGAUUCUCGUGCUAGUUGCCCUGCAGCUCUGACGUUUUCGGAGAGGUUGUUUGGAUACGAAUUUUCAAGAAACCUUUCGAAGAGACUAAACCUGCCUACUGAACAGUGUGCCCCAUCUACUCAAGUGGGAGCCAAUGAAUGGCAGGAUAGUAGCCACCUGGGCCGUUGCUCCAUAUCGGUCCAUGGGAUGUCUGAUUAUGAUGAUACUGACGAGGAUGAUAUUAUCAUUGAAGAUGAUACUAUUUUUCAAAUAUCUAACAAACUGGCAUUACCUUGUUCCCGAGAACGACAGCAUGGUGAAAUUGCUACAUCUGAAGCAAAACCAAGACCAUCAGUUGAGCGUUGGUCCUCAAACAGGAAGUCAUAUAACUUGGAUUUGAAGCAGUUGCCAGUUAAGAUUUUGUCCAUUGACAUAAAUGGAAGCAGAUAUCACCGUUCUGCUGAUCCAGGAUGUUCGAGUUUUAGAGCCAAAGUUGAUGUGUCUGAACGUGACAUUCCCCAGUCUAGUCUGACUUGUGGCGGUGAUGUAGAGCCCAGGCGAGCAAAGAUAGCGGGGGACGACCCACUCACAUCAGACAGCAGGUGGUUGGAAUUCGAAUCGGAAAUGAACGACUUUGUGUUGAAUUCUGGACGCUUGAAGUCGGAUAAGACACAUGAACCAGAUCUUGAGAAGCCCGCUUUAGAACAAGUGAAGGAUGGACUCGAAAAACUUAAGAAAGAUCGGACGAAAAUGGACGAAGAAAACUUCCCCUUCAAUACUCCGGUUGCCUCUUCUUUUCUCUUUGGAAAUGGCGGAACGAAACCCCCUCAAGACGCACACAAGCAGUUCCAAGCCACCAGCCUCUCAACGAUGCCCAAUCCUCUAGUCCAAGAGACAGAGUUCGACACGGAGGACUUAGACCACAGCGAUGCGUAUCACGAUCCCGAUGAUUGCGAUGACGAUGGUGGCUUCAUUUCAGACACCGAUUCUUCACUCACCACCUUCUCAUUAGGAGCAGAAGCAGAUAGUUAUGGCGGUCUGCUGGACCAGCCACCCCAAUAUGCUUUAUCCCGAAGCUUUAACUGCGUUAGAGAUGUAGUCGAUCACAACUUUGGGUACCUGGAUAUAGAAUCGCUAUCUGGAAGGUUUAGCGUUGAUGUACGAAGAGACAAGAGGUUAGGCAAGGGAGAUCUAACUGCCAGACAAGGUAUUAGAUUAGGCAUGAUGAAAGCGCAGAAGCCAUCGUCCAGACGAUCCCUGUCACCUUGCUUGGUUUGUCUCUCUUGUUGGCACCAACGCCCUCAGGAUGCUUGACCUUGCUCUCUUUCUACCUUCAUCUGGGACCAGAUCCCGACGCCGUUUAUUCAUGCUCCUACAACCAUCUAUGCUCCCCUCGCGUUUCUCAUUGUUUUCGAUCGUCGUCGUCUUUCACGCUCGCACUAGUACACAUCCUCGAUCAUGUGGGUUCAGCACCUGACCUUAGAAACAAACGGGGGCAAAACGCCGCUCUCCCCACAGAUUUCCGGUGAGCUGUGGUGUUCCUCCUCUUGAAGUUUUAUGUGAAGCCUAGCACCAGUAGUAGCAUCGUUUUGGAAAGGUUGAAGCGCAGUGCCGAGUGCCCACCUAGUCAUGAUCUCCUAGCUCCGAAGCAUGAACCUCAGCGGGAGCAUGAGCUUGCGGAUCUUUUCCGACAGAUCAUCGUCUUCUCUGGUUUCCUUAUGCGCUGUCUAUUUGUGAAUGUAAACCUAUCUUAAUUGCUA